Messenger RNA from Microdochium trichocladiopsis, 375 nucleotides. RefSeq lists its product as uncharacterized. NCBI's taxonomy places the organism in Eukaryota, Fungi, Ascomycota, Sordariomycetes, Xylariales, Microdochiaceae. The record is from RefSeq and is a predicted model, not a curated record. The transcript has a single exon. The coding region runs from base 1 to 375 and encodes 124 amino acids.
AUGGCACAGCCCACGACUUCGCCGAGGAUUUGCAGAACGAGCAACCGUGUACCAUUCAAUGCCCCUGUCAGGUACAACAAGGAUUACUCGAUGACAAGGGCCGCACAACAUCCAUCUGGUUACCCUCCUCAAGCGGGGAAAGGGGUUACAUCACUGGGCCAAGCCAAGGGUUGGUACCCCGGUCGGGGCAUCCCUCCAGCUCUCCCAGGGGCGCGAACCGAUUUGCCCACUGGAGAGGCCAACGACGGCGGACUCGAUCCCGUGGACUUGGCCACAGCCGCCCACAGGGUCGUUUCAGUCGGGACCAACGCGACGGUUACAGGCCACGCUCUUUGCAAGGCACCAUCUCUCAUCAAAAACGAAUGCAGGCCCUAA